Molecule: messenger RNA, 2884 nt
Organism: Electrophorus electricus (electric eel)
Lineage: Eukaryota; Metazoa; Chordata; Actinopteri; Gymnotiformes; Gymnotidae
Gene: gde1
Product: glycerophosphodiester phosphodiesterase 1
Biological process (GO): N-acylethanolamine metabolic process; phospholipid metabolic process; ethanolamine metabolic process
Cellular component (GO): plasma membrane
Molecular function (GO): glycerophosphodiester phosphodiesterase activity
Source: RefSeq, a predicted model, not a curated record
UGCACCUGUUAGAAAUGCUCACCAACAGCGCUUUUACGCAUGGAUGAGUGAAAAUGUAAAGCCAGAAGUCAAAUCAACGUGAAUACAGAGCUGCUGCGCUACACCAACUAUACGUCGGCACGUUAGUCGAGAUGGCGUGAAACGACCUCUACACGACAACACGGGACGAUGUUGCGGCUAUCCACAGCUUGCUAUUGUGGAUAUUUUGCUAUUUUAGAACUUCAUCCAUUAAAAUCCAAUGCUGUGUUUCCGCCAGCAAUCUCGGCCUAUUUUAAAUGCAAUCGUCUAAAAUUCUGAAGUUAUUUCACCGUAAACCCGUGGGAGUAAACGUCAGCAAGAUUCUCUCUUGCGGGUAACGCUUAUAUUUGGAGCAUGCUGCAGUUAGGGGAUGGUAUUGCCUGCCUCUCGGCUGUAUUCUUUGUGGUUUUGCUGGGAACAAGGAGGCCCGUUUGGUCUAGCGGGAUCACUCUCUCUAUCUACCUCUUUCUGGCGAGCUUCCGCUUCCCUCCGCUCCCGGCCGAUCGCUCGAGGCAGGUUCUGCGGCCCGUGUCUAAACUCGCGGCCGGCGGCGUGUCGGUGGUGGCUCACCGGGCCGGUGGACACGACGCGCCAGAGAACACCAUAGCAGCUAUCAGAGCAGCCAGUGCGAAUGGAGCAACAGGAGUGGAGCUGGAUCUGGAGUUCACCGCUGACGGGAUUCCAAUCCUAAUGCAUGAUGAGACUGUGGACCGGACCACCAAUGGAUCAGGACCACUCAGCAAACUGCACUUCGCCGAAAUUGGCAAAUUGGAUGCAGCAGCCAAACAUAGACUCAGUGACCGGUUCCGAGGAGAGAAAGUUCCGACUCUGCAGGAGGCAGUGGAGGAAUGCAUUAAACACCAGCUGAUUAUCUAUUUCGAUGUCAAAAGUCACCCAGAUGAGGCAGCUGCAGCACUGAAACACCUGUACCAGAAGCACCCAGUACUGUACAACUCCAGUGUGGUCUGCUCGUUUGAGCCCAAAGUCAUCUACAGGAUGCGACAGGCUGACCCAGAGGUCGUAACGGCUCUGACACACCGGCCCUGGAGCCUGAGUCGCUUUGGCGAUGGGUCGCCACGGUUCCCAUCAUCAUGGAAACAUCAGUGGAUGCAGCUGCUGGACGUGCUUCUGGACUGGGCACACCAUCAUCUGCUGUGGAACCUGUGUGGUGUGUCUGCUUUCCUGCUACAGAAGAACUACAUCGCACCGGACACUGUGCAGUACUGGGCUGAGCGGGGGGUGGACGUCGUGGCCUGGACAGUGAACACGGCUGUGGAGAAACGAUACUACGAACAACUGCUGAACAUCAACUACAUCACAGACAGCCUGACAGAGGACUGCGAGCCUCACUACUGACUGCUGCAACGCUAAACGCAUACACACACACACACACAUACACACACAAUCCCAAAUUGCACACACAUGCAAACAACCUUUAUUUGAUGUUAUAUACAUCCACAGAAACACACACAGGACAUUUUUGAGAAAGCUAUGGCCUUAAAAUCAUAAUGCUUUUCCUCAGUACACUACACAAUACACCUUGAAUAUUUACUGAUGCCAUGUCAGUCAGUUUAGAGUAAAGAUUAUCAGUGACCAUGUAAAAGACUUGGUUAUAUAAACAUUUCACCCAUACUUACUUCCUGAUAACAGCAGAAAAUGUUUUGGGCUGAAAACAUGAUUGAAGUUACACUGAAAAAUGGAAAAAAGGAAAAAGGGUACUUUUCCAAAUAAGGUCUUUGAUAAGGUGAAAACAAUUGGGCAGGGGGGCAGCGGAAGAGCCCGCACAUGCUAUUGUUGACCUUUCCUAACAGUGCAACGGCAAAUGGGGUGUUUAUAGUCACCUGAUAGUAAUGAAGGGUAAAUAAGGGUGUUACACUAGGCGUUGGAGAAGACUAAAUAAACAUUAGUAAUUCAUAGAAACUUAAAAUGUACUCUGAUUAUCAACUCAGGAGACCAUAUGUGCAUGUCCUCAACUCCUUGAAUCUGACCUUUUCCACCUCUGUUGUCAUUGUGCAGUUUUGCUACUUAAAUCUGAAGGGCUUCCUUCUGUAAUGAAACCCUUCUGAUCAUGUGGGGCUUUUCCCAGCAGACAGGGAAGGUCACUCAUCAACACAGUUCACAACCGAAUACGCUGCAGAGUUCACCACUCAGCCCCUCAGUAUGGGUUGAAGCAUUAAAAAGCCUGCAGAUUUCUGUUUCCCCUUUAAAGCCACAUCUUAAACCCUCAGCUUCCAGGUGGUUGGCUAUCAUCUUACAAAAGGAGAUUUUAUGUCUUUUUUAAUGGAUUUUUAAGGAUAAAAAGUCGAGCACUGAUGAGUCCUACCCAGCCGCUGAUCUACCCUCUUAUAUCUUAUUUCAAAGUCUAAUCUACACACACUUUUUUCUCACCUGGAUUAGUUAUAGUGUGUUGGAGGGUAGUCCUCCAGAAGUUUGGUUGUGCAAGUUACAGACAUCUAAAAUCAGUACUGUCUCCAUUUUCAGAAUGGACCAACAGCAAUAACAAUCCCUGACUGUAAUCUGGGUGAGCUAUCAGGCUAUUUUAAUGAGCAGCUGUAACCCUGAAUUUCAAAUUGUCUUAUCUUCACACUCUUAGAGGGAUCAUUUAUGAUACGUGCUUUGCUUACGACUUCUGUUAGGUAAAAUCGUAGGGGUUCAUUUGCAAAAAUCUGGGAAAUGUGUUUGUCAUUAAGGGACCUGAGGGUUAAUAUCACAAUAUGGUCUUUUUAAAGCAACCAGGGUUUGUUUUCAUACAGUUUGAAUCCUUCAAAAAAGGAUUUAUAAACUAACAUUAAACAAUAAUGGGUCUUGAGCCUUUUGAAUGAAUCAAAAAUGGAAAAUUUUAACAAUAAAAUGUAUUGUUGAAGGA